This is a messenger RNA of Candoia aspera, 3784 nucleotides long. RefSeq names its product UV radiation resistance associated (gene UVRAG). The coding region runs from base 306 to 2357 and encodes 683 amino acids. Gene Ontology annotation, biological process: SNARE complex assembly. The record is from RefSeq and is a predicted model, not a curated record. Gene Ontology annotation, molecular function: SNARE binding. The transcript is spliced from 15 exons. Gene Ontology annotation, cellular component: endosome; lytic vacuole. NCBI's taxonomy places the organism in Eukaryota, Metazoa, Chordata, Lepidosauria, Squamata, Candoiidae.
CUGGAGCGAAUCAGCGGGCGGCGUGUCUCCGUCGCUCUGUCUUCUAGUCGCCUCAGCCGUGUGGAAAAUAACAGGGCUUCGUGAAGAAGCGCGGGAGGCCUGGAGUCGUUUCAGCGGUCCACAGACAAGCGGGCUGGAGACGUUGAAGGAAGGCCCGGGGGCGCCCGCCGGGGUCUGUCGGGUGCCUCGCCGUCACCCUUAACUCUUCCGAGUCCGGCGGCGGCGGCGGGAGCGGGCUCAAUGCGCACGCGCCAAGGCCGCUCCUGCUCCCGAGCCCUCCGGGCCGCCGCCGGGUCGCCGCCAGCAUGAGCCAGACCGCGGCCGUCCUGCCCCCGCCGGGCCCGACCUCCCGCUCCCUGCACGUGGAGCUGCCGUCUCAGCAGCGUCGUCUCCGGCAUUUGCGGAACAUUGCGGCCCGGAAUAUUGUCAAUAGGAAUGGUUAUCGCCUCCUGGACACCUAUUUCACUCUUCACUUGUGUGAUAAUAUAAAUAUAUGUAAAGAAUUUUAUAAGAGUGAGGUCAUAAAGAAUUCACUGAAUCCAACAUGGCGAAGCCUUGACUUUGGUCUAAUGCCUGAUCGCCUUGAUACGUCUGUAUCCUGUUUUGUGGUGAGGAUAUGGGGUGGCAAGAAUGAUACCUAUCAGCUACUGAUUGAGUGGAAGGUCAAUCUAGAUGGACUCAAAUAUUUAGGCCAGCAGAUACAUGCUCGUAGCCCGAAUGAAAUCAUUUUUGGGCUGAAUGAUGGUUAUUAUGGAGCCUUGUAUGAACAGAAGGGCCUCUCAGGAAUCCAGAAGAACAACCUCCUGCAGGUGGAUCAAAAUUGUGUGCGUAACUCAUACGAUGUCUUCUCUUUGCUAAGGCUCCACCGGGCGCAAUGUGCAAUUAAGCAGACUCAGGUAACUGUUCAGAAAAUAGGAAGGGAGAUUGAAGAGAAACUGAGGUUUACAUCUACAAGCAACGAGCUGAAAAAAGAGAGUGAGUGUUUACAGUUGAAGAUUCUGGUGCUUCAGAAUGAGCUAGAGAGGCAGAAAAGAGCUCUAGGCCGAGAAGUGGCCUUACUGCAUAAGGAACAAAGUGCACUGCUUGAAAGGGGAAAUUUAUUUGAAGAAGAACAUUCGAAGCUCCUAUUAGAUAAAGAACCUCUGCAAGAAUCAAGGAAGGAAUGCACCGCUAAGAGAGAGCAGUUCUUGAAGACCAACGCUCAGCUGAACAUCAGACGUAGGCAAUUACUUUCAGAGCUUUCCUGUAUUUACCCCAUUGAUAUGAAUGAUCAAGAGGAUUAUUUUAUUUGUGGAGUGAAGUUGCCCAAUUCUGAAAACUUUCAAGCAAAGGAUGAUGGGAGCAUUGCUGUUGCUCUGGGCUAUACUGCUCACUUGGUCUCCAUGAUUUCCUACUUCUUGCAAGUACCCCUCAGGUAUCCAAUAAUUCACAAGGGCUCCAGGUCUGCAAUCAAAGAUAACAUUAAUGACAAACUGACCGAGAAAGAAAGAGAAUUUCCAUUAUAUCUAAAAGGAGGAGAGAAACUACAAUUUGAUUAUGGUGUCUUCCUUCUGAACAAAAAUAUUGCACAGCUUAGAUACCAACAUGGGCUGGGGACUCCAGAUCUAAGGCAGACACUUCCUAACCUGAAAAACUUCCUGGAGCAUGGCCUCAUGGUUAGAUGCGACCGCCAUCACGUUUCCAGCGCCAUUCCGGUUCCAAAGAGACAGAGUUCUGCGUUGGGGGGGGAUCUGGAGGUCGGCUUCUCCAGCAACCGCCCGUCUCCAGACAAGGGGCUUCGAAAGCGGGCUAACUCCGAGAAUGAGAGACUGCUGUGCAAGACCCCCCCUCCGAGUUACAACUCUGCUUUAACCCAGCCCAUCGCCAUCGCGGGGGAGCCUGAGAAAAAGGCCGCAUCCUUAUCCUCUUCCUUAGAUACCUCCAUUGACUUCUCGAAAGAAAGCAGGAAGGGAGGGGAUUCGCGCAUUGGCGUCAACGGUGAAAACAGGAGCUCGGGCAGUUCCCAGCAUCAGCCGGAGGCUUUCCGGGGACCUUCUCGUGCGAUCAACGGCACCCCGUUCUCCAGCAAGCCCCCCAGUACUGCGGCCCCCGAGCCGCCGGGCGUGUUCCGUGGCCCUCUGGGCACCAGCCUCCUUUGUACUGUGGAGCAAGCCGAAGAGAUCAUGGGCCUGGAAGCUAUGGGGUUUGGCUCAGGAGAUCAGCUGGCAGCCUUUAAUUACAUCCCGGUGGAUCACGCGGUGGCCGUGGAAUGCGAUGACCAAGUCCUGGGGGAAUUUGAAGAGUUUUCCCGAAGGAUCUGUGCACUGAACAAGGACACCCCCACUUUCCGCCGGCCGCGGAAGGGUUCCGAUAAGUAGCCUCAGAUGCGGUGGUGGGGCAAAGAAGAAGGGGUAUAUCUGGAGUGGAGAUAAAACUUGCACUUGCAAUCCUGAUCAGUUACGGGGUGGGAGGGAAGGAAGCAACUUUUUGCUGCGGUUUGGGAAGUGCGCCCGAUUGCCAUUUAUGACCACGCGGGUCAGAAUCUGCUUCCUCCCCUGAUUUUUUUUAAUAUUCACGAAUUGCUUUGGCAGCUCAGUCGGGCCUUUUGCAUAUUUUUCCCCCCACGUUUAUUAUUUAGGUUUCUUUCUAUCCUUUCAGAAGAAAUUAGCUCAACCUCUUGCCGGCUCACUGCGCGUGGCUGUCUGCAGAUGUGCGCAUGCAGGAGCUCGUGUUCUCAGCAGCUUGCUGCUCUCAGCCAGGCCUCGCAGCUUUCUGGUUCAGAGGCCCGCACACUGUUUUUGUUGUUGUUUGGCUUGGGAAGCAGGUGAUGAGCAGUAGGAAGAUCUGUCACUCAAGAAGCCUGAGCAAAGCUCCCAUCCUCACUCCGCUUUCUUUCUUUCCUCCCUCCUUAUCACUCUUGUUGCCAGCAAUCCCACUCCUGGCCCGGGGAAAGGAAGGGGGCUUGCCAAAAUACCCAGUGGAAAUCCCAUGUUUCAGAGGGUCGCGUGCCAGAGAGGUGAUCAGUGCAUUGUUCCUUUUGCUUCCAAGAAUAAAAUUAAUAUGCUUUAAACAUCGCCCGUCUAACUAAUAUGUGGUCAAGGAUCAGGAAUAAAAUCAUGUUUUGCUUUGAAUGAGUAGGUGGCUGUGCACCCUCCAACCAGGCUUGUCAGCUGAACACGCUGCUUCUAAAGGAUGCUGGCUUUCUCGCCUUCUUGGCGGAGGAUCUGUGUCUGCUACAGGAGCUCCCUUGGGACCAUAAACUGUAACAAAACAGCCUGUGGGUGCAUCAUUAUUAUUAUUAUUAUUAUUAUUAUGGUUAUCAUUAAAAUUAUUAUCCAUUAUUUCAACCUCAGUCAAGCAGCGAAGCAGUUUACAAACACGAAAGCCAGACUUCGUACACACACACACAUGCGUGUGUGCACAUACGCACACCCAGUGCAAUAGAUUUGGGAUUGCCUGAAUCGAGUUGAAUUGUGCUUUCUGCAGACUUUUUCAAAUCGUUUGAAUCUUUUUUUAAAUAAAGGAAAUCAACCAAAUGGCCCGUACUUUUAAACUGGAGUUGUCUUCAACAGUUUAUCAACAGGGCAAAUUUGACUUCAGGUGAGGUAGUUUCCCGUGUUUCCGACUGCACUAACAUGAGAGUGGAUUUUCUGGUCUGCUUCAGGCUCCUGAAGAUCUGCCUUUUGGAGGUCACAAAGGUCUAGCUUUUGCUUUCUACCUUGUAUAUCGAAGUCUGGGCUCAACUGCGAGCUCAUAAAUAUAAAUAUGUAUUGCAGAAUAAAAAUUUAAUUUACUUCAUGGCCAA